GUCAAUUUUCUUAACGUCCGUUCAACCUCGAAUCCAUCAACGCAACGCAGAUGGGGAAUUUCUUUUCUCGAUUCCUGCCAAACCUGCCUACUCGGUUCGGAUCCGACAAACCUCAGGCUCCGUAAACCCGAGCCUCAGCCGCUCUCUUAAAAUCAUUCGACCUGCAUUUCCCUUUCAAAAAGCGACUCACAAAAGUUUUCGCAGUACAGUAAGAAAUAUUGUUGUCCGGCGGCGAUUGAGAUCACAAGUCGGAAGCCAUGGCCGAUCACGCCGGCGAGCACGACCAAAAGGAAACAUCCGCUGAAUCUCUGAUGGACAAGAUCACGGAUAAGCUCCAUGGAAGCGAUUCGUCCUCCGAUUCUGACGACGGUGAGGAUAUCAAAUCGGCAGCCUCCGCCGUUAAGGCCAAGAUCUACCGCCUAUUUGGCCGUGAAAAGCCGGUUCACAAGGUUCUCGGCGGUGGAAAACCGGCCGAUAUUUUCUUAUGGAGGGACAAGAAGAUUUCAGCUGGCGUUCUUGGUCUUGCAACCGCUAUUUGGGUGCUUUUCGAAUUGGUUGAAUAUCACCUGCUCACACUUGUCUGCCACAUCCUGAUUCUCACUCUUGCAAUCUCUUUUCUGUGGACAAAUGCUUCCUCCUUUAUCAACAAGUCCCCACCUAAGAUCCCACAUGUUGUGCUCCCUGAGGAUAUUGUCCUAGGUGUAGCGUCAGCCCUUAGGAUCGAAGUCAAUGGUGCUUUCUCCACUCUUCGAGAAAUAGCAUCUGGGAGAGAUAUAAAGAAAUUUCUCGCCGUGAUUGCUGGCCUUUGGGUUGUAUCAGUUUUGGGGAGCUGCAUGAACUCCCUUACCCUAUUUUACAUAUGCUUCGUUUUGCUGCACACGGUGCCUGUGCUGUACGAGAAAUACGAAGACCAGGUAGAUGCUUUUGCUGAAAAGGCCGAGGCCGAGAUCAAGAAACAGUACGCCGUUUUCAAUGUCAAGGUUUUAAGCAAAAUUCCGAAAGGUCCUCUCAAACACAAGUUCGCUUAAGAUCCGACAAGGUUAUGAAACUUGCGUUACUAGGCUCUUGGGUGGUAGGGUGUGCUUUCUAACUUUUUGUUGUUUUGGGUCAUAUUUUUUCUGGUAGAACCCUUGUCUGGUGGUUUGUGUUUGAUUACAUCUGAUAUUGAGCAGAUUUGAGUUUUUAAUUUGAAGAUGCUUCAUGGAUAGCUGGAUUUUAUUUUGGUUUGGUAUGUUUACUGAAUGUGAAUGCGUUGAGAUUUUGUGGGGAAUUAUAGAGAUUCACCUGGUCAGUCUUUUCUGACUUUUUGACUCCUCAAUUUGGUGAGUUUGCAUUCAAAAAGGUGAUCACGGUGCAUAUCUUCUGUUGAAUUCAAAGUCAUUCCUUGCAAGCAAUAUAACUUGUGUCGU
Molecule: messenger RNA, 1409 nt
Organism: Striga asiatica
Lineage: Eukaryota; Viridiplantae; Streptophyta; Magnoliopsida; Lamiales; Orobanchaceae
Source: the annotation of a GenBank genome assembly